AUGUCCUGGGUGAUUGGGCUCUUCACCGUAUUUACUGUCUACCAUGUCAACAGUGGCGGGCUGCCACCUCCAGACGUUCUGUCGAACAUUCCCAGGCAAAAUUCUACGGAGUUUGGAAGCGAUGGAACAACAAUGAAUACUACCAUUGCAUCAGGGUUGUCAUCCUACCCUACUACUGUAAGGUACGAUGAUUAUGCUGACAAAGAGGAGUCUGUGUUGGGUACGAAAGUCAUCACUGAAGUGGUUGUUCAGGCAUUGAACUGGCUCGUAACCGCUUUCAUUGGACUCAUAGCCAACUCAGUGGAACGAACGAAUUCCACGGAACCGUACGAAGAAGGCGAAGUCGAAUGGAAGCCCUACUGA
This is a messenger RNA of Haemonchus placei, 363 nucleotides long. The record is from the annotation of a GenBank genome assembly. Lineage: Eukaryota; Metazoa; Nematoda; Chromadorea; Rhabditida; Trichostrongylidae.